AUUGGCCCCAAACAAAAACUAAGCAUUUUGAUAGCCUGUGCCUAACUGGGUAAUGAGGACCCCUACGCGAGCGGGCUGGUCCACUUCCACCCGACCUCGCAUAUUUCCAUGACCGCCAAUCCAAUUCUGUGAUGGACCAACAUCGUAUCGAUACCACAUCUUGCCCAUUGAGACUGAUCCAUCACCGCUUAUUCACCACCGUGGGCACCACACCAUCCUUGUCAUGAUAGUCCCCGUUGUUUAUCUAUUUUCAGCAAGCGAAAUCUGUAUCUCUGCAUUGACCCUACCCCACUUUGUCUUUGCCAUACUUUUUAGAUCGUAACCGUCGAUUGCAUUACUUGCCAACCACUUUCUCAUCGGGAUCUGGGAGAUGAAGUCGCCAUGCCAUCGGUGAUCACAUCAUUCCCGCAGUUUAGCCAGCUGCCGCUGGAGCUGCGGCGGCAGAUCUGGGAGGCUGCUCUAGAGGAUGAGUCAGUCGGGCUUUGCAUCAUAUCCAAUGCUAGCACCACCAGUGCCAACCGGUCCCCACCGUUGGCGGAUGUGGAUCUACACACGCUGAUGCAUGUGUGUCACGAGAGCCGGUGCAUGGCACAAUCUCACUUUGGGUAUACCAUGCGCCGGGAUCUGAACCAGACGUUUCUCGGCGCCUGCCGUGGGUUUCAUGCAGGCCUGGACGUCCUGUACAUCCCCACAGACCGCUAUGAUGGGUUCUUCGACUGGCGUUUCCUGGACAGCUGGCCUGCGGACAGACAGCCUCAUCACAUAGCUCUGGACGGCCACGAGGCACAAUUGUCCCGUGGCGGUGUGGGCACGCAGGUCGCUGCACUCGUGGCAUCUGGCCGGCUACCAAACCUGUCCAGCGUCUCAUUGGUGUUUUCUGCAGAGCCCGCACCUGUGCCCGUGUACCACCCUGACAAGAACUACAAGCUCGUAGAGCUGGACGAAGCUGAUAUGGUAUGGUGUGCUCUACCCGGUGGCUGCAAGUAUGAGGAUACGGACCCGCGACGAAUUGCAGAGUGGUGGAAAGACUCGGUAAUGAAGGCUGCCGUAGGACUAGCCCUAAGGCCUUUCGAAGUCAUACCGAGGAGGAUCUCGGUGAGACGAUACGCAGAUGCCGGCCCCAAGGGCUGGCUGUCUUCUACGCUUGGUGUGACGACUUCACGCUUGCGGCAGCUACUGAUUUGAACUCCAAGAUUACCUCGGGUGAACCUUCGUUGAUUCACUAGUACGACUUUGCUAAUGAAGUUGGUCCUGUCUGUACAAUCCAACCUCUAGUAUUUUCUCAUUGUUGAAAUUUAUCAUAACU
Messenger RNA from Truncatella angustata, 1306 nucleotides. RefSeq lists its product as uncharacterized. NCBI's taxonomy places the organism in Eukaryota, Fungi, Ascomycota, Sordariomycetes, Amphisphaeriales, Sporocadaceae. Bases 382 to 1185 code for a protein of 267 amino acids. The transcript has a single exon. The record is from RefSeq and is a predicted model, not a curated record.